GGAAGUUUUAAACCGUAAGGAUGAGAUGGGAUGGCAGGCUCUCAAUAUAUAGCACUAGGAGGAGCGUUUGCCUCCUUUUUGGGCCUGUCCGGCGUCGGGCUGGUGAUCUUUGAAACGUGUAGUUUCAAAAAAAAAAAAAAACAGCGGAAGGCCUAAACUCUCACAGAGCUCUGAGCUUCGACCACUUUCGUCUCCUUCUCUCUUUCAGUCUCUCUCGUGCUUCUUGUUGUUAGCGGUGUGAACAUAAAAUGAACAACUUGGUGAUCAAACGCUUUCUGGACCCCUCAUUCUUUCGCUCCUUCUCCAGACCCACUGCUUCUCUUACUUUCUUGCUUUACCCGAGACGUAACGUAGUUUCAGUGCCAUCAGUUGAGGAGGAUGGUGAAACAGUCAAUUUUCCUAGGGACAGGGAGGACACUGGAUUUGCAUGUGGUCUUAAUUGGGCUUUAGCUGGAAAAGGUGUAAUUGUGAAGGAUAAAGCAUUUAGAAACUUGAAGACUUCUGAGCUACGGCAGAAGGGUGCAACUGUUGCAGAAUCUUUGUCAGGACUUCCCGUUCUUGUUAGAGGAAAUGCCCUUGGAGCAGCUUCUGAAAUUUCCAAGCCACAAUUUACUUUUGGAUCUCUUCAUGGAGUUCACAAGUGGAGAUCAGUCACAACACAUAUAUCAUCUGUCUCAGAUAUUUAUGUUCUUGAUGGUGCUAUUGCUUCAUCAUCAAAAUGCAGUGCAAAAGUUCGCAUAAUAAGUGAUAGUCCUUCUGCCAUAUUUAGUCUAUCCAAUGUACUCUGGAAAGUUCCCUCUCGUGCCAUUUCCCAUGAUUCUUGUCCUUUGACAGUUUAUGUUGCUUCGUCCAUAAGCCAAGGUGUGGUGGAUGCUGUUCGUCUGGGAGCUCAAGCUAAUGAGAAUGUUAUAGCUGCUGAUAUUGAUUGCGCUUCACUCAUUUUAUGUGGUAAAGCUUUUUCUGAUGCUAGUGCAACUAAAGAGGCACUAGCUACUUUGUCUGAACCUGUCAUAUCUGCACGAGGAGGCAUUCCUUUACCUGCAAGGCUUCUAGUUUCUGAUGACUCUGUGAUUCUACUAUUUGCACCUGAGGAUAUCAUCCAGAGCUGCACAUAUCAGUUGGUCUCUGCGGAUUCAGGGGUUGUUCUUUCGUCACAGGAUGUUGCCCCAUAUUUUCCAAUUAAAAAUUCUUCAGGCCCUAGUCUUUUCAAAUUCCCAAUAGCUGUUGUCCUUGUAACCUCUGACAGUUCUGGGACUAUUCCAUCAAUAUCAAAGCUCUCACCUGGCCAAGCAGCUUAUCACUUCCUGGCUGGCUAUCAUAAUGGGAAAUUCAUGCCUGCAUACAACAAGGGUCCUUCAUCUGUAGAUGCCUUAGAACUUGCGAAGGCUUUUCUAUCCAAGUUGAAGGAUAACCAAACCACAUCCUUCCUAAUUAAUGUCAAUGAAGGUGAAAAGAGUGUUACAGGCAAGGUUUUCCUGACAUUGGUGCAAUCAGCUUUGUCAAAGAACAUUCCAUCAUUUCAUCCUAAAGGUGGAGAUCUUAAAGGAAAAUACAAAAGCUUUUUAUCCUGUAGAUUUCAAGAAAUUCCAGAGGAGUUGUCAUUUUGAGAGUUGAAUCCCUUUGAUGCACAAGUUUUUCGCCUCACAUGGCGUAUGGUAUACAGUACCAAAAGUGGAAAUAAAAUUUCACCUGUAUAUACCCCAACAUAUAUCAGAGAUUUGUUUUUGUUUUUUUGCUUCCCUUUAAAUGAAGAAUGAAAGGAACAUUGGAAAAUUGAGAAUGAAUGUGAAACCCGAAAAGAGGUCUGCAGUUUCAGGAUCCACCAGGCACCAGCUUCUCCUAUUGCUGAAAUAGUUGGUACCAAUUAGAGGCUGAGGCUCCUCUCCUCAGCACCAUGUGUUGUCCAUUUUGUCGGUUAAAUAAAGAUUCAACUAAUUUGUA
This is a messenger RNA of Hevea brasiliensis (rubber tree), 1941 nucleotides long. RefSeq lists its product as uncharacterized. NCBI's taxonomy places the organism in Eukaryota, Viridiplantae, Streptophyta, Magnoliopsida, Malpighiales, Euphorbiaceae. Bases 249 to 1607 code for a protein of 452 amino acids. The record is from RefSeq and is a predicted model, not a curated record. The transcript is spliced from 12 exons. Gene Ontology annotation, molecular function: phosphoenolpyruvate carboxykinase (ATP) activity; ATP binding. Gene Ontology annotation, biological process: gluconeogenesis. Gene Ontology annotation, cellular component: cytosol.